This is a messenger RNA of Aspergillus steynii IBT 23096, 288 nucleotides long. RefSeq lists its product as uncharacterized. Bases 1 to 288 code for a protein of 95 amino acids. Lineage: Eukaryota; Fungi; Ascomycota; Eurotiomycetes; Eurotiales; Aspergillaceae. The record is from RefSeq and is a predicted model, not a curated record. The transcript is spliced from 2 exons.
AUGAGUUCCCCCUCCGUCCAAGUCCAACCGCAACCCUCCACCAAGGGAGUCGUUUCCCCCGACGCCGGCCCCAAGGGCAUGAAUUUCGAUAUCGUCCGCUGCUCCCGGUGCCAGCGCUCCAUGAGCCUCGAGAACGAAUCCUCCCCCGGGGUGGUCCGGUUCGGCAUGAAUUCCUACUACUGCAGCCGCUACCCACGCAACGAAGAAAAUCGGAAUAAGCAUCAUGAUGAACACACCCUUUUCGCCGUGUCGCUGCUAGCCAUUACCGCCGCAACAUCCUACACGUGA